Callorhinus ursinus (northern fur seal) is the source of this 3760-nucleotide messenger RNA. It is a transcript of the gene BLK, whose product is annotated as BLK proto-oncogene, Src family tyrosine kinase. NCBI's taxonomy places the organism in Eukaryota, Metazoa, Chordata, Mammalia, Carnivora, Otariidae. Gene Ontology annotation, biological process: protein phosphorylation. The record is from RefSeq and is a predicted model, not a curated record. Gene Ontology annotation, molecular function: protein binding; protein tyrosine kinase activity; ATP binding.
AAAAGCAGGUGAAGGAGAAGAGUAAGGGCCAAUGGAGUCCUGUGAAGGUCAGCACCCAGAGCAAAGACCCCCCACCACUGCCACCCCUGUGGAGCCAGACUGUACAUACCAUUUGGCAAAAUGCUACUUCAAAAUUGUGCUCAAUAAAUAUGGAAGGCAAACAAAGAAUAUGCAUAACACAUCCAUCAGAUUAAAAGAAUAAUGAAAUGAACACCCAUCGCAGCCCCUCUGACCUUCAGGAGAAGUGACCAUUGUCCCCCCAAGUCCAUCCCUCCCCGCAGGUCCCUCCCCUGAAUGUGUUUAUCAUUCCUGAGCUUUGCUUCUUUGUAUCAUCACAUGUGCACACUCCUAAAGCCUGUUUACUUUAAUUUUGCCCAUUAUGAACUUUCAAUCAAUUGAAUCAAACAGCAUGUAUUCUUCUGACCCUCGGUUGUCAGAUCUCCGUUAUGUCUGUGACCUUCAUCAACACUGAUGCACGUAGCUAGAGCUCAGGAACUCGCACAGUGGCGUAUGUAGCAUUUCCUUGCAUGACUGUGCCCCAGUUUGCCUAUUUUUCUGUCAUUAGUCAUAAGGAUGACUUCCACCCUUUACAAUACUUACAUAUUAUUGUAAUUUUUGCUGGGAGCAUUCUCGUACAUGUUUCUGGGUACACACAUGCAAAAGUUUCUCUACAGGGUAUAUACCUAGGGAUAGAUUUGUUGAGUUUUAGGGAAUUGUGCUUUUAAAAUGAUUUUCCCUAAGAACAAAUACCCUUUUGCAGCUUCAUCAUUCAAUGGCAGAGUCAGCAUUUGAAUCCAGGUCCUAUUUAACCACCUGGCUCCUACACCUCUGGACACGUGCCUGGAUCAAGAGGAGCAUUUCGUGGUGGCCCUGUACAACUACAGCUCGGUGAAUGACAGGGACCUGCAGAUGCUGAAGGGGGAGAAGCUACAGAUACUGAAGGAAGUUGGAGACUGGUGGUUGGCCAGGUCUCUCAUCACCGGAAGAGAAGGCUACGUGCCCAGCAACUUUGUGGCCCGAGUGGAGACCUUGGAAGUGGAAAAAUGGUUCUUUAGAUCAAUUAGCCGGAAAGAUGCUGAGAGGCAGCUUCUGGCUCCAAUCAAUAAGGCGGGCUCCUUUCUUAUCAGAGAGAGUGAAACCAACAAAGGUGCCUUUUCUUUGACUGUGAAGGAUGUGACCACCCAGGGGGAGAUGAUCAAACACUACAAGAUCCGCUCCCUGGAUGAAGGGGGCUAUUACAUCUCCCCCCGCAUCACCUUCCCUACUCUCCAGGCUUUGGUGCAACAUUAUUCUCAGAAAGGGGAUGGUUUAUGCCAGAGGCUGACCCACCCCUGUGUGAGCCUGGUUCCUCAAAACCCCUGGGCCCAGGAUGAAUGGGAAAUCCCCCGGCAGUCUCUCAAGCUGGUCAGGAAACUUGGGUCUGGGCAGUUUGGCGAAGUCUGGAUGGGUUAUUACAAGAACAACGUGAAAGUGGCCAUCAAGACCUUAAAGGAGGGAACCAUGUCUCCGGAGGCCUUCCUGGCAGAGGCCAACCUGAUGAAAACUCUCCAGCAUGAGAGGCUAGUUCGUCUCUACGCCGUGGUCACCAAGGAACCCAUUUACAUCGUGACGGAGUACAUGGCCAGAGGAUGCUUACUGGAUUUCCUGAAGACGGAUGAAGGUAGCAGAUUGUCCCUUCCCAGACUGAUCGACAUGUCAGCCCAGAUUGCCGAAGGAAUGGCGUAUAUUGAGCAAAUGAAUUCAAUCCACCGCGACCUGAGGGCAGCCAACAUCUUGGUGUCUGAGAACUUGUGCUGUAAGAUUGCUGACUUCGGCUUGGCCCGCAUCAUUGACAGUGAAUACACCGCUCAAGAAGGAGCCAAGUUCCCCAUCAAGUGGACUGCCCCAGAGGCCAUCCAUUUUGGGGUGUUCACCAUCAAAGCAGACGUGUGGUCAUUUGGAAUCCUCCUGAUGGAAAUCAUCACUUAUGGGCGUGUACCUUACCCAGGAAUGAGCAACCCCGAGGUCAUCCGCAGCUUGGAGCGCGGCUACCGCAUGCCGCGCCCCGACUCAUGCCCGCCCGAGCUGUACCGAGGUGUCAUCGCCGAGUGCUGGAGGAACCGGCCGGAGGAGCGGCCCACCUUCGAAUUCCUGCAGUCGGUGCUCGAGGACUUCCACACGGCCACCGAGCAGCAGUACGAGCUGCAACCCUAGACCCUGGCGCGGGGACACGGGUCCGGCACCCGUGGGGCCCGGGGAUGGCUCACACCCGUGGCCCAACCUGUAGGACAGACCAGGUGUGUUCACCUCUCAGCUUUUAUUCCAGCCCCAGCCAGCCUGGAAAGGCACGGAGGAAUUGGUACACCCAUUUCUUAGAUGAGGAAAGUAGAGGUAGAGGCGGCCUGAGAGGUCGCUCACACAGCAUGGACUCCGGACAUCCAAUUGCAGCCCCACCUUUCUCUGACAGUGUGACCUUGGGUGAGUCAGUUGGCCUCUCUGUUCCUCCGCUGUCUCAUUUGUACAGUGGGGAAGAACCAUAAUAGUACCUACCUCGUAUGUUCCUCAAGAGGAUUAUAUUAGUUAACCCCAGUAAGAUGUUCAGAAUAGGUCCUGACACACCGUUAAAUGUUUGGCAUCCUUAAGACUCCCCUGUGCUGGCGCCAAAAGCGAGAAGAGACGUCGCUACCGGUGGCUGGGAGUCCCGCUGCUCCGACCUGCGCCGUCGCACCCCUGUGCUGCUCCCUUUCUGCUAGCCCGGAAGCAGGACUGGGUCCUCCGAGACCUCCGCCCAGAGAAGCGUCCACCUGCCCCUGAUCUUGAUUGCGCUCCAGCACGUUGGGGACUUCUCCGUAAUAAAGUCAUGAGAUGUCGUUACUGGUGACAAGCCUGGACUCGCUACGUGACACAGGUGGUUUGCAUGAGUGGCACAGCGAGGGACUCGCGGAUCCGUGGAAACCGAGGCUCCCGCCCCGGGGACAACGCCGCACACCCAAAGGUCAUUGCCUUUUAGGGGAGGCUUGAGCGGAGCCAGCAGGUGGCGCCCUCACCUCAGAAAUCCUUGGGUUCCAGGUCUGAGUCGGGGACUCUUUGCUCAGCAAAACGCCCAAACUGUCGGUGAGAGCCGUGCUUUUUUGGGGAUGCGUACACAGGGGAGCAAGUGCCCUGGGCUCCCAGUCUUGAGACCAUGCUCACCAACGAUGUGUGGACAAUGACGGGAUGGUAACUCCAAAAAACCGUUCAAGCCUUUGCACUGUUCAGGAGGCUCGCUAUUUGUCACAGGUUUUUUUGUUUGUUUUAUUUAUAAUAGAUUUAUUAUAAUAGAUUAUUAUUAAAUAGAUUUAUUAUAAUAGAUUUUUCUGAGCAUUUAGGUUUACGAAAAACAAGUGGAAAGUACAAAGAAUGUCCAUUAACCCCUCACUCCCACCCCUCAAUUUCCCCUUUUAUUAACAUCUUGCAAUAGUGUGGUACAUUUGUUACAAUUGAUGAGCCAAAUUAACACAUUAUUGUUAGCUAAAGCUUGUAGUUUACAUUAGGAUUCGCUCUUUGUGUUAUGUUGUAUAGAUUUGGACAAAUAUAUAAUGACAUGCCUCCAGCAUUACACUAUCAUACAGAAGAGUUUUGAUGCCCUAAAGAUCCUUUGUGCUUCAAUUCAUCCCUCCUUCCCUUCCUUUGAAACCCUGGCCAUCAACUUGCCAUGUUUUGACUCCUUUGAUCCUGGUAACCCAAGGAAGCAGGAAUAUUACAAUGCCAUGUACGGAGGAAUAAAGGUAGGCACAAAGAG